ACGUCUGAACCGCGUCAAACAAUGCGAAAUAUCCCAUAAUUGCAUAUCCAUUUUCUUGUAUUUUAUCCAAAAUAUCCAUAUCCCCAAAUCAAUAUGCUCACACCCUAGAUUUUGAAACCAGACCAAAGUUACAAUAUCAAACAUACGAUUUCAUCUGUCCAACACUAAUUCCACCUACUCGAUCUCUUCUUUUAAGGUAAAUUGUGUAUUUUGUCGACUGAUUUUCUGCAACAUAGCCGGUUUUUCUGAUUCGUAUGGAAGACCACCUAAUUUCGCGUGUUGAUCAGCUCAGUGAUGCCGCUAAUCUGCCGACUGACACAACGGAGGCAUCCGGUGAGAAAGAGCCAUUGAUUCCGUCAACUGAAUGCCGCAUCUGUCAGGAGGAAGAUAGCAUCAAAAACCUAGAAGUUCCUUGCGCUUGCAGCGGCAGCCUCAAGUUUGCGCAUAGAAAAUGUGUUCAGCGAUGGUGCAAUGAAAAACGAGAUAUAAUCUGUGAAAUCUGUCAUCAGCCUUACAAAUCUGGUUAUUCUGCUCCUACACCUCAAUCACAAGACACCGUUAUUGAUAUCAGCGGAAGUUGGACUAUUGCUGGUUCACCUGUAGACUUGAAUGAUCCUCGAGUUUUGCCUAUGGCAGCUGAGAAUAAUUAUGAUGAAUACGAAGACAACAGUACCAGUGCAGCUUCUUUUUGUCGCUCAGCUGCUAUCAUAUUGAUGGGUCUUUUGCUGUUGAGGCAUGCUCUCACAAUCGGAUAUGGUGGUGGUGAUAAUGAUGAUGAUGAUGUUGAUGAUCCUUCUGCCUUUUUUGCUCUGUUCGUGCUUCGGGCAGCUGGGUUUCUUCUUCCUUGUUACAUAAUGAUUUGGGCAAUCAGUAUAUUGCAGCACCGUAGGCAAUCCCAGGAAAGGGAAGCACUGGCGGCAGCUGACGUGGCAUUCAUGAUUCAUUCAGGGCAACAUAGAGGGUUGCAAGUCACCAUUGCACCAGGACCUGCCAUGUCACCGACACCUGUCAUACCAGUGCCCAAUUACCCAUAGUGGGCCCCACCCACUAGCCACUUUAAUAGGAUAUGUCUAUGGAGAAACAUGAAUGUGAAGUGUUGUUGAUGUUAUUUGUAUGAAAAAAUGAAAUUUGAAAUAUAUAUAUAUGUGUGUGUAAAUUCUGGUUG
Molecule: messenger RNA, 1165 nt
Organism: Lactuca sativa (garden lettuce)
Lineage: Eukaryota; Viridiplantae; Streptophyta; Magnoliopsida; Asterales; Asteraceae
Source: RefSeq, a predicted model, not a curated record